AGAGAAGAGAGGUCUAGCGUUCCCCCAUUGACUGAGCAACUAACUUCGGGCUUACGGGACUUUGGUUACCUAAAAUGGGGUUCGUUCAAUGUUGUCCUACACACUGAUUUCGUGAAUUUUGUGAAUAAAGUAACUAUGGAAAGAAGCUCCUAAAAAAGUGGAUAAAGACGUGGUUUGAACACGGGAGGUGGAAUAGAAGAGAGAAGAUACAGGUUAAUUCCGGCUGCCCCAUCUGUGUGCCAGAAGAACGCAGAGAGAGAGAGAUUGGACAUUCUGGAACCCCCAGCGGGACGGUCUCGUUUUCAGCCACCGAGCUUCCAAAAGUCCCAAAGCCCUGAGGAUCAAGUCAACAAACUGAUGCAGACUUCUUCAACUUUUCAUAAAAGGGCGUAAAGGCUGCUGGCUGUCUUGUCCUGCCCUGUAACCGAGCAGAGCCCCAAUGCCAGUGGACAUGCAGCCACAUCAGAGGCUGUAUCAUUAUGAGUCUACACCCAACCAGCCGCCCAGAGGUCUUACUCCAUCAGGAAGGUCACCCUACAGUGAUGUGUCAUCGCUCCGUGCUCCACUCCACAACGGCCAGCCUACGGACUGCAGGAACAUGUACAACCCUAUGACCCCUAACCCCAUGAUCCCUAAUCCCAGGACCAACCCUAACUCUGGGGUCAACCCCAUGGACCAGUACAUGCGGCCCCCUCUGGCCCCCCCACUGCACAGCAUGAUGGGACACCGUGGCAUGAAUCAGUUCUCCGAUGGUGGAAACAGCACCCCCUACUGUCAGAACAACCUCAUGUCAUCCCACUAUGGCUUCCCCCACGGCCACGGAUCAGACCACAUGGGAGGCGGUUCACGGUUCUCCACGCCUCGCUCCAUGCUGAAGCUGAGUAAGAAGCGUGCUCUGUCCAUCUCUCCUCUGUCGGACGCCAGCAUGGACCUCCACACGGUCAUCAGGACCUCUCCUAACUCACUGGUGGCAUUUGUCAACUCACGAUGUGGACCAAAUGGAGGCUCCUCCUAUGGACAUCUGUCUGUUGGUGCUAUGAGUCCUUCUAUGGGUCUCUCCAACUCCAUGAACUACCAGUCUAGACAACAAGGCUCAAUGUACGGUGGACACACCCCGGGACCCUGCCAUGCCCCUCCCACCAGAAUACCCCCACACAACCCCCGACUCCACCCACCCAAACAUGGACACCUGAAGACAGAACCCGGACUGGGCAAUGUGAUGGAUGGGAUCAAUAUUAAGUGUCUGGAGGAGAGAUCCGAGGGAGACAUGGCCAGCCCUUCUUCCACUGGCACACAGGAUCCUCUGCUGGGUCUGCUGGACUGCCGGGAGGAUCUGGAUAGGGAGGAGAAACCGGAGCCAGAGGUCAUCUAUGAGACCAACUGCCACUGGGAGAGCUGCAGCAAGGAGUUUGACACGCAGGAGCAGCUAGUGCACCACAUCAACAAUGAGCACAUCCACGGAGAGAAGAAGGAGUUUGUGUGCCACUGGCAGGAGUGUUCCAGGGAGCAGAGACCAUUCAAAGCCCAGUACAUGCUGGUGGUUCACAUGCGUAGGCACACAGGAGAGAAACCACAUAAGUGUACUUUUGAGGGCUGUAAUAAGGCCUACUCUCGCCUGGAGAACCUGAAGACCCACCUGAGGUCUCAUACGGGGGAGAAACCAUACGUCUGUGAACACGAGGGCUGCAACAAAGCCUUCUCCAACGCCUCAGACAGAGCCAAGCACCAGAACCGUACACACUCCAACGAGAAGCCUUACGUGUGUAAGAUCUCUGGGUGUACUAAGCGCUACACAGACCCCAGCUCUCUGCGGAAGCACGUGAAGACUGUCCACGGCCCUGAGGCUCACAUCACCAAGAAGCAUAGAGGAGACACUGGGCCUCGGCAGCCAGGCUCAUCACUGACACCUGGUGGACAGCGUGGUGAACUGCUGCUGGAGAAAGAAGAGGCUGGACACAGGGAGGACUGCAAACUGCUGGCACCUGAGAGCACUCUGCCCAGCCAGCCCAGCCCGGGUGGCCAGUCUUCCUGCAGUAGCGAGCGCUCUCCACUGGGGAGCGCCAACAACAACGACAGCGGUGUGGAGAUGAACCUGAAUGCAGCUGGCAGUCUGGAGGACCUGACCGCUCUGGAGGACGGAGGGGCAGGAGGAGGCUGCGAGGCGGGGUGCUCCGGGGCAGGGAUGGGGGGCAUGUCAGCACAUGCCCUGAAGAGACUAGAGAACCUGAAGAUAGAGAAGCUGAAACAGGUCAGAAGACCAACUCUGCCCGGAUGCUGUGGUGGGGGGAACAAGCUGCCUGCACUCACAGGUGGUCCAGGGGAGAUGAUGGGAGGGAUGUGUUCUCCCUCGCCCCUCCUCUCCAACCGCCGAGUCAUGGAACUGUCCAAUCACGAGCUGGGGAGUGGAUCCUCUGGCAUGGUCUGUCCUAUCAGUGACCGGAGGGGGAGUGGCACCAGCAGCAUGAGCUCGGCCUACACAGUGAGCCGUCGUUCCUCCAUGGUUUCCCCCUACCUCUCCAGCCGACGCUCCAGCGAGGUCUCCCAGCUAGGAGGAGGGGGAGGUGGGGGAGGAGGAGGAGCAGGGUUCCUGGGUUCUGACCAGGGAGGAGGUGACCCCCUCCCCCCUGAGACCAGCUGCAGAGGAGGACCCUGCCGUGGUGUAGGAGGGGCAGGAGGAGGGUUACCAGAGAUGUCUAGUCUAACGCCAGCCCAGCAGUACAGCCUGAAGGCUAAGUACGCAGCAGCCACUGACGGCCCACCCCCCACCCCACUACCCAGUAUGGAGCAGGGACCGGGAACAGCCAGGAGGAGAGGAGGCUUCCUCAGCGAGUACCAGGGUCAGCCGCUGCCAGCGUUCCUGCAGUAUGGCGGUCCCAGGAGACAAAGUGCCAACACGGGAGAGUAUGGCACCGGGGUCAUCUACCCCCACCAAGUCCCAGGGAAUGUCACCCGGCGCUCCAGUGAUCCCGUCCGCUCCACUGGCAACCCCCAUGCCCUUCCCAAGGUGCACCGCUUCAAUAGCCUGAACAACCUGGCCAUGAUGGGCCGGAGGAACGCCCUGCAGCAUUGUGGGUCAGACGUCAACAUCAGCCGCCAUAUGUUAUCCCCGCGGCCACCCAGCAUCACAGAGAACGUCAUGAUGGAGGCCAUGGCCAUGGACGCCCAUGGUGGAACCGUGGAUGCCAGGGACCAUGGCAUGAUGCUUCCCCCAGGAGAGAGAGGCUUCCUGGGCUACCAGAACCACCACAUGGGGGGUCCCUCCAGCCAGUUAUCACCCAGCCACGACAGCCUGGGCUGCCCAGAGCAGGGCUAUCAGCGAGUGACAGAGACGUCCAUGCAGGGUGGGCACUACCAGGGUACUACCAGGGGACCAGGCCAGGGCCAGAUGGGGCAAGGGGGACCCAUCCACUCAGAGGGGAUGUCCAACACCUUGCUACAGCAGGCUGAGUACAGCAUGAGUACCUGCCAGCUCAGCCCCUCUGAACCACACUACCCCCGCCUGGGCCAGGGAGGGCCCGAUGGAGGUGCAGGGCCCUGGGAGGAGAGCAGUCAGGUCCAGACCCCUCAUGGAGCUCUCCAGACAGGGAUGCAGUACCAGGACCAGGGCUCUAUGCAGGGCCAAGUCCAGACACAGGGUCUCUACAGCAGCCAGCAGAGUCUGUACACCCAAGGCCCAGAUGGAGGCCACCAGAAUCUGAAUAUCAAACCAGAGCAGCAGCAGUAUCAUCCAGCCCUUGCCAACCCAGACGCCUGCCAAAAGCAGCACCAACACCAACAACAGCAGAGGCCCCACCCAGGGCAGACACCCAUGCCCAUGGGACCCAUGUCCCCUCAGAGUUACCCCCAGCCGGGGCAACCUGGCCAAGGCAUGAUGAGGACUAUUAACCCCUCCUGUAACUUCCAUGGUGGAGGGAUGGAGAACCAGAUCCAGGUCUCCAUGCAGCAGGGACAGCAGCAAAGCGGGGGCCUCAGCGUGGGGUCGGCUGGUCUGGGGCCUGGGGGCCGGUCUCAGACACCAAUGAUGCAGGUGAAGGAGAUGAUGGUGAGGAACUAUGUGCAGUCGCAGCAGGCACUGCUGUGGGGUCAGGAACAGGACCAGAGGGGGAUAGCAGCAGAGGGAAAACCCCUUCCUUUGUCAGACAGCAUGGACAUGACAGGACAACAGGUGGCCAUGAUGCAUCAGCAGCCUAGUCCCCAGCAACAACACCAACACCAGCCCCAGCAACAACACCAACACCAGCCCCAGCAACAACACCAGCCCCAGCAACAACACCAACACCAACACCAGCCCCAGCAACAACACCAACACCAGCCCCAGCAACAACACCAACACCAGCCCCAGCAACAACACCAACAAAGCCUCUACCCCAAGCCAGACUCCAGCUUCCCAGGCUAUUCCACCAACCAGAACCUGAUGAUCCCCCUAGGCCAUACCCGAGGAGGCCCCAGCUCCAGCUCCUCCAUCCCCUCUAACGAGGUCCCCAUGAUGAGCCUGCCUGGAGGGCCAGGGUCCUGCUACAGCCAGGAAAUGGGAGUCCCUGUGGUCCCUAGACCACCCCAGGGAAGGAAGCCUCUCAUCAGGCAGAAUAGCCUCCAGUCCCAGCCAGGAGGAGGGUACCUGGGCAGUCCUCCACACGUCAGCCCAGUCCAGUCUACCUCCAGCCCAAGGAGAGCAAUCCGACUGCCCCCUGUCCAGCACUCUCAGACCCAUCGGGAGAUCUUCUCUCCCUCCAACCAUAGCAACAUGUAUUACUCGGGCCAGAUCCACAUGCAGCACCCUGACAUGGACAAGCAGCAGAUCCAAAUCCAGCGGAUCACCCAUCCUCACCAGGACCCAACCCAGACCGGGCCCUGCCUCAACCAGCACCAGGGGCACCUGGUAACCCAUAUGGACCAUCAGCGGAACAAGUCUGCCCAGCUGGGCUACCUCCAUGACCAUGGGUCCACCCCCAUCUCCAAUGCUCUGGAGAACGUGGAUCUGGAUAAUGCCCAGAUAGACUUUACCUCCAUCAUUGAUGACCCAGACCCCUCGUCCUUCAGCCCCGUCAAUCCACCUCUCCAUGGGUGUUCAUCCCAGACCUCGUCUCGUCUCACCACCCCACAGACCUCCACCACCCUGCCCUCCUCUGUGAUCCCCAACAUGGCUGUAGGGGACAUGACCUCCAUGCUCACCUCUCUGGCUGAUGAGAACAAGUACCUGAAUACGUUGUCUUAGAACCUGAACACGCUCAUAAAGUUGACUAGAGGGGGUCAUCUAUCUGUCUCGAGAGACUAAGUAACUGAAGAUACUGUUGUAGUACAAGUACCUAGACUGUCCUAGAGUGGACCCUAGGGCCACAGCCCGUUGGUGUUCGCUUACCACUUAACAUAAAGUUACAGGAAAUGACUGUGGAGAGUAAAGGUACUGAAAAGAUGUCCCCUUUCUCUUGGCCUCACGCAGACGUGUUCUGUCCCUGGCCAGGAUGAACAGAUACACAGUAGCUACUCCUUAGAGGACUUAGAGCCAAACCAAAGGUGCCUACUGAUCUUGAUCACUGUGUUCUCUUGUCUCACGAGAAGAUCACUGACUUUGGAGUUGCUUGGUACAAUACUGUUGCUUGGUACAAUACUGUUGCUUGGUACAAUACUGUUGCUUAGUACAAUACUGUUGCUUUGUACAAUACUGUUGCUCGGUGCAAUACUGUUGCUUGGUACAAUACUGUUGCUUGGUACAAUAGUGUUGCUUGGUAAAUACUGUUGCUCGGUACAAUACUGUUGCUUGGUACAAAACUGUUGCUUGGUACAAUACUGUUGCUUGGUACAAUACUGUUGCUUGGUACAAUACUGUUGCUCGGUGCAAUACUGUUGCUUGGUACAAUACUGUUGCUCGGUGCAAUACUGUUGCUCGGUACAAUACUGUUGCUCGGUACAAUACUGUUGCUUGGUACAAUAGUGUUGCUUGGUAAAUACUGUUGCUCGGUACAAUACUGUUGCUUAGUACAAUACUGUUGCUUAGUACAAUACUGUUGCUUGACAUAAUACUGUUGCUUGACGCAGAACUGUUUGCCUGAAAUGACUGUCAUCACCAUAACGACGUCAUCGCCGUAAUGACAUCAUCACCGUAAUGACGGUCAUUUCAGUCAUAGAGGUUCUUUAGGGCAACAGAGAGGGUACUACGAUGUAAAUGAGUUAUACAUGUAUAUGCUGUGUAUAUGACAAUGUUGACAGGGAUGGAACUCUAAUGUCUGUCUCGUGGACUGGAUUCCAAGGCCUCACUCUUCUGGAAUGAGAACGGAGGAAAACAGAGCUGCUCCAAGGAAGAAUGUAAAAAGAAAAUGACUGAUAGACACCUGAGUGCUUUGAAGAUUCAUCUAUAUUCCCAGGGACACACUCCUGUCAGGGACACAUACACACACACGAUAGUGAUGACACAAGCACAUAGUGAUAACACACACACACAUAGUGAUGGCACACACAUAAUGAUGACACACACACAUGAUAAUGAUGACACAAGCACAUAGUGAUGACACACAUGCGUAAUGAUGACACACACACACACGAUAGUGAUGACACACAUAAAAUGAUGACACACACACAUAAUGAUGACACACACACACGAUAGUGAUGUCACACACAAAAUGAUAAUGAUGACACAAGCACAUAGUGAUGACACACACAAAAUGAUGACACACACAUAAUGAUGACACACACACACACGAUAGUGAUGACACACACAAAAUGAUGACACACACACAUAAUGAUGACACACACGAUAGUGAUGUCACACACAAAAUUAUAAUGAUGACACAAGCACAUAGUGAUGACACACAUGCAUAAUGAUGACACACACACGAUAGUGAUGACACACACAAAAUGAUGACA
Molecule: messenger RNA, 6861 nt
Organism: Oncorhynchus tshawytscha (Chinook salmon)
Lineage: Eukaryota; Metazoa; Chordata; Actinopteri; Salmoniformes; Salmonidae
Product: zinc finger protein GLI1-like
Exons: 17
Coding region: 440-5215 (1591 amino acids)
Biological process (GO): regulation of transcription by RNA polymerase II; smoothened signaling pathway
Cellular component (GO): nucleus
Molecular function (GO): DNA-binding transcription factor activity, RNA polymerase II-specific; RNA polymerase II cis-regulatory region sequence-specific DNA binding
Source: RefSeq, a predicted model, not a curated record